AGUUUGUAUUCCCGCCUUUAAGCUCUUCAACAGAAGAAGAAAGAAGCGGAUACGUCAUAAUACGCGCUAGCACAGUUUAUAAGAUCUAUACGUCAUAGACUAACACAAAUUGUCUCAAGCGUAUAGUUUGCAAAUCAGCACAUAUGGGCGGAUCUCUAAUGGAGGACGUCAUGAGCACCGCCCAAGCUGUCAUGUGAUCUCGCUGUUGACGUACACUGUGGGACGUUGGCGCGAUUUAAUCCAAACCCGGGAGCUGCUCGUUCGUGUGGUUACACAUUUUUUCACCUUUAGAAAUGUCCAAACACCAAACAUACAGACACGAAAAUGAUUACAAGACUGAGGAAAGCGGGAACAAAGACCCUUCAAGAUGGUCCCAUUGUAGGAAACGCGGAGCAGAUGGUAGUUUGAGAAGAUCACAUGGUGAUGAAGAGUCUGGCAAAGACCAAAGAUCACAGAGCUCACGCAGACCAGACAUUUUUACAACCCCUGAGAGUGAAGGACCUGUGUCCAGGAUAAAGAACUGGGGCGAUGAGGUGGAGGCAGAGGAAAUGCGUAGAAGUGUCCGUUGCGACAUGCAUCGCUAUAGAAGAAGGAUUCUCGCUGCAGACUUUCCUCAGAGAGAUAGAAAAACCUCGUCUGGAAGUUCGGACUCCAGAGACUCACGAGACUCCAAAGACUUUUCUGCUAAAGGUGACAUGGAGACAGAUGAGGCCACACUCAUGAGAAGACAAAAACAGAUCAACUAUGGGAAAAACACUCUCGCCUAUGACAGAUACAUAAAAGAAGUGCCCAAGCAUCUGAGACAGCCAGGUAUCCAUCCAAAGACUCCAAACAAGUUCAAGAAAUACAGCCGGCGCUCCUGGGAUCAGCAGAUUAAACUGUGGCGGGUCCGUCUUCACAAGUGGGACCCCCCUGCCGAAGAGGGAAGUGAGCUGCAGCAGAUAGAUGAGCUUGACCUUGGGGAAAUCAUGGAUUUUGAGUUGGAUGUGGAGUGUUCAGCGAAUACAGAGACUGAGUCACAGAAUCCAGCAUCCAGUGGAGUAUCGUUGUCUUUGCCAGAGGACUCGUUUACAGGAACUCCUAAAAAGAUGAUGAAAAUUGAGGAUGCUGAAAUGUUGUAAGCACCUUCAUCAAAAUCCUGAUGCUCUACGAGAGAACUGAGCAACUGAACUGUUUUAAUACACUGUUCGUAUCACUGUUCGUUUUUGAUUGUUAAUGUACAGUUCUUCUGACAGGUUAUGGUGUUUUUUGAUAACACAGGUUUUGCCAACUUCUUCAAGAGAAUGUUUGUCAUUAUCACUGAAUACAAAAUGUUUACCCCACUUACUACUUUUAGCUCUUUGCAAAAUAAAAUGUAAAUGUGUAUAUUUUUAAAUUGAUUAAUUUUGUACGGUAGUAAACCUUUUGAUGCUCCGUGGACAUCCACUUUUUAUUUAUCAGUCAAAUUUCUUUUCUUUUUUCCUUCUUCAAAUUUAUUAAAUUUCCAGUGUUAUAAGUGUAUGGUUUUAGGUGUUGUUUUUUUUAUAUUGCUUUUGUUGAUUGUUAUUCAUUUCUAUUUAACUGGGAAAAUAAACAUUAAGUUGGAAGGACCCAAUAGUUGUCAUUUCAGUGCCUCACAUUGUACAUAGAUUGUAAUUGUACAUUCGUUAUAUAGUAGAUGCUGUAUAAUGUGUUAAUUUGGCUUUGCAUCAUGUUAGUGUCUUGUUCAUAAUGUUAGAGCAGAAAGGAGUAAGACUGUUGUAUUACAAAAUUACCAAAGAUGCAAGGAUGUUUCAAGACCUUAGAAUCAAAUUGAAUAAAAAAAGAAAAAACCUUUUGUACAAAGGA
Myxocyprinus asiaticus (Chinese sucker) is the source of this 1827-nucleotide messenger RNA. Its product is annotated as histone RNA hairpin-binding protein-like. The transcript has 8 exons. Gene Ontology annotation, molecular function: histone pre-mRNA stem-loop binding; mRNA binding. The record is from RefSeq and is a predicted model, not a curated record. Gene Ontology annotation, cellular component: histone pre-mRNA 3'end processing complex; cytoplasm. NCBI's taxonomy places the organism in Eukaryota, Metazoa, Chordata, Actinopteri, Cypriniformes, Catostomidae. Gene Ontology annotation, biological process: mRNA transport; mRNA 3'-end processing by stem-loop binding and cleavage. Bases 294 to 1121 code for a protein of 275 amino acids.